Messenger RNA from Vitis vinifera (wine grape), 2717 nucleotides. Its product is annotated as L10-interacting MYB domain-containing protein. Bases 215 to 2533 code for a protein of 772 amino acids. The record is from RefSeq and is a predicted model, not a curated record. The transcript is spliced from 9 exons. NCBI's taxonomy places the organism in Eukaryota, Viridiplantae, Streptophyta, Magnoliopsida, Vitales, Vitaceae.
GGGGAGCUCUCACGCUCGCUCGGCAAAGAGGUACGUUGGUUUCUUCAAUUUCAACCUGAAUCUCAACUUGGGAUCAACCUCUUCUUCGAUCUCUUUGUCUCUCUCUGUGCAACAAUUCUGGGUUUUCACUGUACUGGUAUUGGUAUGGAAUUUGUAAGCGGGGUAUACAUGCUUGCUUCUUCUAUUUCAGUCUGGUUUUGUAUGCCCUAAAUCGAUGAUGGGCAGCCAAACCCCGACAAGCAAUGAUCGUUCGAGGACAUAUUGGACACCAACAAUGGAACGCUAUUUUAUUGAUCUUAUGUUAGACCAGAUGCAUAGAGGGAGUAGAAUUGGCCAUACAUUCAACAAACAAGCCUGGACAGAUAUGCUUACCAUGUUUAAUGCAAAGUUUGGAUCACAAUAUGACAAAGAUGUUCUCAAAGGCCGUUAUACGAAUUUGUGGAAGCAAUUCAAUGAUAUAAAGAAUCUUCUUGGCCAGAGUGGGUUUUCUUGGGAUGAAACUCGGCAAAUGGUAGUAGCUGAUGAUGAUGUCUGGGAUGCCUAUAUCAAGUUUCACCCUGACGCACGAUCGUACAAGACUAAAGCAGUCCUGAAUUUUAAUGAUCUAUACUUGAUAUAUGGGUAUACAACUGCUGAUGGGAGAUAUAGUCGUUCAAGUCAUGAUAUGGACAUUGAUGAUGAUAUCCAAGGAAUGAAUAUGGGUGAUGGAAUGGGUAGCAUAGCCCCAUUGAAUAAUGAGCGCUCAAGGACUGACUGGACAGCAGCCAUGGACCAAUUUUUUAUUGACCUUAUGCUGGACCAACUAGGCAAAGGCAAUAAGAUUGGAAAUACAUUCAACAAGCAAGCUUGGACAGAUAUGCUUGCUUUGUUCAAUGCAAAGUUUGGUCCUCAACAUGGCAAAAGAGUUCUAAGGCAUCGGUACAAGAAAUUGUGGAAGUAUUAUAGUGAUGUAACAAUUCUGCUUAAACAAAUUGGUUUUUCCUGGGAUGAUGAACGAGAAAUGAUUUUAGCUGAUGAUGAUGUUUGGGAUGUUUAUAUCAAGGCACACCCGCAUGCCCGAUCAUAUAGAACAAAAACCCUGCCAAACUAUAAGGAUCUGGGUUUAAUAUAUGGAGAUGCCAUCAACAAUGGAAUGCGUCAAGACAAAGACCUUGAAAAUGACCUCUUAGGAGUAAAGGCUGGUGAAGGAAGGGAGAGCCAAACCCCUACUGGAAGUGAUCGCUCGAGAACAUAUUGGACACCGCCAAUGGACCGUUAUCUCAUUGACCUACUACUAGAUCAGGUGCAUAGAGGGAAUAAACUUGGGCAGACAUUCAUAACCCAGGCUUGGGCAGACAUGGUUGCAUCAUUCAAUUCAAAAUUUAGAUCUCACCAUGACAAAGAUGUUCUAAAAAAUCGGUUCAAACAUUUGAGGAGGCAGUACAAUGACAUAAAGAUUCUUCUUCAGCAGAGUGGGUUUUCUUGGGAUGAAACACGAGAAAUGGUAACAGCUGAAGAUCAUGUUUGGGAUGCUUAUACCAAGGCACAUCCUGAUGCUCGAACAUACAGAGUUAAAACUGUACCAAGCUAUCACAAAUUGUGUGUUAUAUAUGGACAAGAAAGUUCUGAUGGAAGAUACAGCCGUUUGGCUCGCUAUGCAGAUCCAAUCUGUGAAGUCCCUGUUUUGAUGACUGGUGAAGGAAAGGAUGUUGAAUCUCCUGCUAGUACUGAUACUCUGGUGAUAGAUUGGACGCCACCAAUGGACUGUUAUUUCAUUGACCUUAUGGUAGAGCAAGCGAGUGGAGGGAAUAAGGUUGAUGAGGCAUUCAGUGAGCAAGCAUGGGCUCACAUGGUUACUUCAUUUAAUGACAAAUUUGGCCUUCAGUGUGACAAAUAUUUUCUAGAAAAUCGUUAUAUGUUCUUUAUGAAACAGUAUAACGACAUCAGCAACCUUCUCAAUUAUAGUGGGUUUGCAUGGAAUGAAUCUCAACAAAUAGUUACUGCUGAGGAUCAUAUCUGGGAAGCUUAUAUUAAGGGUCACCCAGAUGCUGUUUCAUUUAGAGACAAAUUUUUGGGGAGCUAUAGUGAUUUAUGCAAGAUCUUUGGAAUUGGAAUAUUGGAUGAAAGUUUCAGUUGUCAGGAUCUGUCAAUGGAAAUCGACCCAAAUAUUAUAGAAGUGAAGAUGGAUGGGGCUUCUGAAGAUUCACAAUUUUUUGUGAGGGAUUCUGAAAUACCUGACCAGAGCAGAAAGCGCCAAACUGCAGUGCCAUCAGCCAUGGAACAUUCCAGAAAAACGCAGAAAACCAUGGAGGGGAUGCAAGAAGCUCUUAAUGAAAUGACAGGUAUGGUCACGACAUUGGUAAGCAACAAAGAGGACAAAAACUCCAUCUCCAUUGAAAGCGCCAUUGAUGCACUUCAAGCCAUACCAGACAUAGAUGAUGAUCUAUUGUUGGAUGCUUGUGAUCUUUUGGAAGAUGAUAAAAAGGCCAAGACAUUUUUAGCGUUGGAUGUUGCAUUACGAAAGAAGUGGUUGCUGAGAAAGCUUCGUCCAUAGUAGUCUUGCAAAGCUUUUCGAAUGAGAUGAUUUAUAUUUUGUUUGUUGAUUUUCUGUUGAGGUUUCUAGAAAUUGAAUUAAAUUUUGCUUAGAAAGUAUAGCACUAUAAAAUGUGUCUACUUCUUAUUCAGAGUAUAUACUGGGGUAGGUGGAGCCAGGAUUUGUUGGCGAACACUUGCAGCUA